Anguilla anguilla (European eel) is the source of this 2840-nucleotide messenger RNA. RefSeq names its product neuronal differentiation 6a (gene neurod6a). The record is from RefSeq and is a predicted model, not a curated record. The transcript has 2 exons. Gene Ontology annotation, biological process: regulation of DNA-templated transcription; nervous system development. NCBI's taxonomy places the organism in Eukaryota, Metazoa, Chordata, Actinopteri, Anguilliformes, Anguillidae. Bases 161 to 1174 code for a protein of 337 amino acids. Gene Ontology annotation, molecular function: protein dimerization activity.
GCAUCAGUGUCAUUUCUCAAAGAGAGAAAGAAAGCGACAGAGAAAAGGAAGAAGAUUAGAGAAGCACACUGACAUUUCCGCGGCGAAGGAGAAGGUGCUGGCGCUGGAAUUAAAAGGACGAGGAAAAUGAACACUGAAUGCUGACACACAAUCCAAGACAAUGCUGACCUUGCCCCUCGAAGACUCCGCGAUGAUGCCGGAGACACAGUUCAGUGCCGAUUUCCCACAAGACUGCGUUGACGAGGUGAAGGUUCGAAAACAAGACCCCUUCCUUAAAAUUGAAACAGUGUCCGGCGCGGUGAACAAAAACAACCCGGGGGAAGAGUCGGAGAGGGAUGAGGACGAGCCGGAGGAUGGUCAAGACGACAGCGGGUACCCCAGGAGGAGGGGACCGCGGAGGAAGAAGAUGACGAAGGCUCGGUUUGACAGGGUUAAACUGCGGCGUCUCGAGGCCAACGCCAGGGAGCGCAGCAGAAUGCACGGUCUCAACAGCGCGCUCGACAGCCUGCGCAAGGUGGUGCCGUGUUACUCCAAAACGCAAAAGUUAUCCAAAAUUGAGACUCUGCGACUGGCGAAGAACUACAUAUGGGCCCUGUCUGAAAUCCUCAGCACCGGCAAGAGACCCGAUCUGUUGACCUUCGUGCAGACGCUGUGCAAAGGACUGUCGCAACCCACCACCAAUUUAGUGGCGGGGUGUCUGCAGCUGAACGCCAGAAAUUUCAUCACAGAUCACAGCGGGGACGCGCCUUUCACUGGCAGGGCUCCAUACGACGCGGUGUACCCACCGUACCACAGCCCGGAGAUGGGAACACCCGCGGGGCACGGCGGCGGGACCGCGGACAGCGCCAAGCCAUUCAAACCGCUCAGCUACUCUGGGGUUUAUGAGUCUUUCUACGAGAGCGCUUCUCCAGAGUGCGCCAGCCCCCAGUUCGAGGGUCCCCUCAGUCCUCCAAUUAACUUUAAUGGGAUAUUUUCCCUCAAACACGAGGAACCAUCCGAGUAUGGUAAGGCGUGUCACUAUGGCAUGCGGUACUGUGCCGUGCCAGCGCGCGGUUCCCUCGGCCACAAUUCGAUGUUCAGGAGUUCCUCCGAAAUCCAUUUCCCAUAUGACAUUCAUUUGCGCGGCCAGUCAUACACGGUGCAGGACGAAUUUAACACCGCUUUCCACAAUUAAUGAGCUAAAUUAAGCAAUUUCUACUCAAUCAAAUAAUUACUGAAAAUAGACAAGACACAGUCGUGUAUUAUUUGGAUACUUGCGGUAUUUUAUGUGAAAAAAUUGCAUAGCUAGACAACAUAUUUAUAUUUAGCAGGCCUGCAUUGACUAAUCGCAAAUGUUUUAAGGGAACAAUUCAUGGGAAAUAAAUUCGGUGUGUUUAGCUACAAAGUGCUAAGCUUAGUCAAGUCUACGUUGUGUAUUGGGUGCCACCGCUUGAGUUAAGUUCAGAAUAUGGAGUAUAUGCAGAAUGGUGCGUUCUUUUUCCGUUAUUUUUUACUGUUAGUUACUUUCAUCCGUUUACAACAAUGAAUUGGUAUAUAAGACAUCAUUUAGUGUUAAUUUCCAGAUUUAAAUGAGUAAUUUCAAACCGUAUCUCCGUAAAGCAAUAAAGACAGAGCGAACUAUGCAAUAAAGCUAUCUCUCUUGUCUAAUAAAGUCUCAGCAAUUCACACUUAAUUAAAUACACCAAGCGGCAUAAGUCUAAAUUUAAAUUAAACCUAUCACCAAACUUGUUCACCAGGAUCCCGACAGUUAUUCCACAAAUCGGUAUAACUUUUGAAAACAAAACUUAUUUUUUCUGGGAGACAGAGUGGCCAUUUUUAUCACACACAAAUUGUAUUUGCCCGUCAAAUAAUAUUUAUAACUUUAUAAUGUCCAUUUACCUAACACGUCUAGUCUAUCAAGGUUAGAUGAUAUUGUAUUCUUUACACACAAAAAUGCAUGAUUUAUGAAUACCGAAAUACUUAGGUCCAUAAGUAGGCUACAGAACCCAUUCAUUCGUGGAGCACGAAUAAAAUUCACGUUUUGGAAUACAUUUUUUUUUUUUUUUUUUACACCAAAAGAAACAUCAGCAUCAGUUGGUGUGUUCUGGAUUCAGCGUUGUUUGGGAGUGCGAAAGGAUAUAACUGCCCAAUCAAAGACAGGCCUGCUAUGCCGCGUGAAGGCGUGCAGUGCAAGAGCAUCCAACGUCUGCAAAUGCGAUGACGUCAUUAUGUCGAACGUUCUAUUGACAUGUGAAGGACUUUUCAGGAAUGUGUGGAUAAGACCGAUUUUUAUUUAUUUAUUUAUUUAUUUAUUUAGUUUGACGUGUUUAAAUCGAGGGUUGUUGUUUACAUGUAAAUAUUAUUCCUUAACUAAAUGAGCUUUGAUGAAAUGUGGCUGUGCAACUUUAGUGUGUGUUUACCAGAUGUCAUAUGGAUUUUAUUUUCUUCACUUGCUAAAGUAGGUUACUGGUUGUUUGGUAUAUUUUUUCCUUGAAGUUUUGUGCGUAGUCAGCUUUUAUGGGCCUAAAAAUGUACAUUUGACAUAUUAAGCCUGAGGAAAAUUCUCCAUGAGAACAAGGCUGUAGUUAAGUGUCUUAUAAUUUCAUAUGGUGGAAAAUUUCUGGCCUUAAUUUAAAUGAAAUAUUUGGCACGUAUCAGUUAUGCAAUGGGCAUGAUGUUAUCGGUCGUGGUUUUGUACAAGAUAUUUAGUUUUUUCUUGUUGAUCUUCGGCCGAAUUUAUUUGUUUAUGGUUAUUUACUUAUUUUUCCUGAGGGAGGUAGUACGUUUCGCACUGCAUUGCACAUUUCUAUUUGACUACAUUGUUUCGAACAGAAAAUUAACAAAUAAAAUACAUCUAAAUA